AUGUCACUCAAGCCCAUUGUUCUCUACGGUCAUUCUGGCGGCCCAAACCCUUGGAAGGUCGUCAAUGUUUUCCACGAACUGAAUCUCCCCUACGAGCACAAGAUCCUUGAUUUCAAGGAUAUCAAGGCCGAGCCUUACGUUUCCAUCAACCCAAACGGCCGUGUCCCCGCCAUUGAGGACCCCAACACUGGUAUCUCAUUGUGGGAGUCUGGCGCCAUCCUCGAAUACCUAGUCGAGACGUAUGACAAGGACAAGAAGAUCAGCUUUGCCCAGGGUACCCCCGAGUACUUCCAGGCGAAGCAAUGGCUCCACUUCCAGAUGUCUGGCCAGGGCCCUUACUUUGGACAGGCCGUGUGGUUCGCAAACUACCACCCCGAGAAGCUCCCAAGUGCCAUUGAGCGCUAUAACAAAGAGAUCCGCCGUGUUUGCGAAGUUCUUAACGGUUUCCUCGCGGGCAAAGAAUACCUUGUUGGUAACAAGUUUAGCUACGUUGAUCUUGCUUUCAUCCCUUGGUUCAAAAUUCCUGUCGCCGCCGACGCUGUGAAGGAUUUCCCCAACCUUAGUGCUUGGCUGGAGCGCAUUACUUCUCGCCCAGCAGCCGUGACUACAUAUAAGGAGCGUGAGGAGGCUAUGGCCAAGGCUCAUUAA
Molecule: messenger RNA, 648 nt
Organism: Penicillium chermesinum
Lineage: Eukaryota; Fungi; Ascomycota; Eurotiomycetes; Eurotiales; Aspergillaceae
Product: glutathione S-transferase family protein
Exons: 1
Coding region: 1-648 (215 amino acids)
Source: RefSeq, a predicted model, not a curated record